Lampris incognitus (smalleye Pacific opah) is the source of this 7117-nucleotide messenger RNA. It is a transcript of the gene golga4, whose product is annotated as golgin A4. The transcript is spliced from 24 exons. Gene Ontology annotation, cellular component: Golgi apparatus. The record is from RefSeq and is a predicted model, not a curated record. Gene Ontology annotation, molecular function: small GTPase binding. The coding region runs from base 115 to 6462 and encodes 2115 amino acids. Gene Ontology annotation, biological process: Golgi vesicle transport. Lineage: Eukaryota; Metazoa; Chordata; Actinopteri; Lampriformes; Lampridae.
ACGCGGAAGUGCGCCGCGGGACUUCGGAUGACGGGACGCCGCAGGAAAACGAGCCCGAACACCGCCGGAAAGUGGCCGCCCGCUUUUUAGUUCGCAGCGACUUUGGCGGGAGACAUGUUCAAGAAGCUGAAGCAAAGAAUCAACGACGAGCAGCCGCAGCCGCCGCCGCACAGGAAUGCGCAGUCCCCACAGCAGGCCCAGGUUGGCGCUGGAGACAGGCGGAGCAGCAACACCCCUGCCUUUCACCAUGAGGCCACACCCUCUCCAAGUGACAGAGAGAGUGCCUCUAAAGAAGUAACAAGGUCUCCCAGGGGUAGCAUCAAUGGAGAUGGAAGUGCUUCUCCUCAGCAGAGGGAUGAGACCUCAACAUCAUUUGCCCAGAAAUUACAAUUGAAGGUUCCAUCCAUGGAGUCUCUGCUCCGUGGUGGUGCCAGUCGGGCAGAAAAUCUGUUCCGCUCCUCUUCCAAAGAGAGCUUGGUCCGCAGUCCAUCCCGUGACUCCCUUACCCCAUUGGGGGAGAGUGAGACCUCUGCCACCCCUGCAUAUGAUCCUCCUUCAGAUAUUGAGAGUGAGGCCGAGGAGUCUCCAGGAAAUGUGGACUCCCUUUCCAGAGAGCUGCUGCUGCAUCGCCUCAACAGAGUGGAGAGGAGCCUGGCAAACUACAGAGGGAAGUACUCUGAGCUGGUUACAGCGUACCGAACGGUACAACGAGAUAAGGAAAAAACCCAGGUUAUACUUAGUCAGAGCCAAGAUAAAGCCCUUCGUAGGAUAGGGGAGCUGAGGGAGGAGUUGCAAAUGGACCAGCAGGCCAAGAAGCAUCUACAGGACGAAUUUGAUGCUGCCUUGGAAGAAAAAGACCAGAUGAUAACUGUCCUCCAGACCCAGGUUGCUCUGAUGAAGAAACAAUUCAAGAAGGUAUCUGAUACUGUGGCGCCACCUGAUGGUGGAGUGUUACAGUCUGAAGAUGCAAGGGACUCCACCUCCACCCCACAGAGCCCCUCUAAGGAGCUUGCAGCAGAGAUGGGAGCAACAGAGGCAGAAGAGGGCAGUAGCGACCCAGCCAAAGUGAUGGAGGUGCUGCAGAAGAGAGUGAAGAGGCAGGAAAACCUGCUGCAGAAGUGCAAAGACCUGCUGCGAACGCACAAGGAGCGGAGUGCCCAGCUGGGCAGCGAGAAUGAAACCCUGCAAGAACAGCUGCAGGAGAGACUGCAGGAGCUGGAGAGGAUGAAGGAAUUGCACACAACAGAGAAGACAAAGCUGAUCACCCAGCUGCGGGAUGCUAAGAACCUGAUUGAACAACUAGAGCAGGACAAGGGCAUGGUGAUUGCAGAAACAAAGCGUCAGAUGCAUGAGACUCUGGAGAUGAAGGAGGAGGAGAUUGCCCAGUUACGCUCCAGGAUCCAGCAGGCUACUGUCCAGAAGGAAGAACUUCAAGAGCAGAAGGAAAAGUCUGAGAAAUCAUCGUUUGAAGAACUAGAACGGGCUUUGGGCGUGGCCCAGAGAGCAGAGGAAGCCAGGAAGCAGCUGCAGGUUCAACUGGAGGAGCAGAUGAAAGCGAUGGAGAAGGCCAAUGAGGAUGAGAGGAAGAAUUUGCAGAAGGAGCUUACACGAGUUAAACAGGAGGUUGUUGUUAUAAUGAAGAAAUCAUCUGAGGAGACAUUGGCUGAUAUGGAAAGAUGCCACAAUGAAGCAUUGGCUGCCAAGGAACAGGAACUAGAAGCCAGAAUCAGUCAAGCCGUGGAGAAAUGUAAAGAAGAGUUUCUGCAGGCGGCUAAGGAGCAAGAACAACAAGAAGCUCUGGCUCUGGAGGAUGCAGAACUACAGAAGACUGCUCUGAAAGCAGAGGCUGAGAACAGGGUCAAAGACAUACAGUUAGAGCUAGAAGCUGCAAGAACUAGAAUACUGGAGCUUGAGAGCUCUCUGGAGAAGAGCACCCAAGAUGCAUCGGUUCCGUCCCAUGACUACUCCAGCCAGUUGGAGGAACUGAAGGCUAAACACAAGGAGCAAAUGUCGGCAUUACGGGAGGAGCACCGGGAGCAGCUGGAGAGGCAUAAAGACAUCCUUGCCCAGAAGCACACUUCUUUAGAGGAACUCAAGGAAAAACACAGAAUGGAGAUGGAGACCCUCUUGAAAGAUAAAGAGCUCCAGUUCCAAGCUCACGUUGAAGACAUGAACAAGAAAACUUUGGAGAAAUUGGAUAUUAAGCAGACAGAGCUCGAGACGCUUUCUUCUGAACUUUCCAUGGUCUUGAAGAGUAAACAGCUUCUGGAGGAGAAGCUGGCAGCAGCUGGAGAUGCUGACAAUUUAGGCAGACAGGCAUUGGAGCAGAGGCUACAAGAAGAGGUGGAAAAGCACAAUUUGAAAAUAUUGAACAUCAAGCAACAGCACGAACAGUCACUUGGGGGUAUAGAGAAAACUCUGAAAGAUGAACUGAAUGCAUUGAGGAUUGUUCUUAAAGAAAAGGAAAGGGAACUUGGAGAACAUACCGUAAGAGAAAAAAAACUUGAAGAGGAAUCUACAACUCAUCUACAGGAGCUAAAUAUCAAGGUUAAGGAACUGGAGGAGCUACAGCAGAGUUUUUCACAAGCCCAGUCUGAAAAGGAAAGCUUGGUGGAGUCUAAUGCGCAGUUAAAUGAGAUAACUAAGGAUCUUGCUCAGAGCAAGAAGGACUUUAAAAAUUUGGAGCAUCAACUGGAACUUAAAGAAACUGAUUGUAAAGAGAAAGAGGAGUCACUUCAGCAAAGGUUACUUGAGCUUCAAGAACUAGAACAGCAGCUACAGCAGACCAAGAGGCAACUUGCUGAGCAAGAGAAAUCAUAUGGGGAAGAACUAAACGUUAAGAAGGAAGAAGUAGGACACCUGAAGAAAUUAUUGGAUGAUGAAAAGGCAGCCCACAAAAAGACUGAAAACACCAAAAAGGAAAUGGAAGGGAAACUGAAAGCACUGGAAACAAAGAUGGGCAAGUUAAAACGGAAAGCCGAGGAAAUGCAGGAGAAAUUCAAGAAAAAGCUACAGGAAAAUGAAGAGUCAAUGAAAAAAGAACUUGCGAAGAAGGAGACAGAACUCCAGCAAAAAGAGCAACAAGUCCAAGAGAAAAUUCUAGAGAUGGCCCAAAAAAGUUCACAAGGUCUCAGCAGUGCAAUGUCAGAAUUGCAGGUCAACCACAAAGAAGAACUGGAGAAACUGCACAAGACCCAUAAGCAUGUUCUUGAGGAAAUGGAGCAUCGUUGGCAGGAGAGGUUGAGACACCAGGAAGAUGAUUUAACAGAGAAAAAUUCACACGUACUACAAGAGAAGUCCCAAGAAAUGGAGGACAUUUCUCAUCAGCUCAGUAGUAGCAAAGAAGAAAGUGAGCGAGCACUACAUGAGCUAAAGGACUUAAAGGAGGAGCUGGUAAUUCGAGAGACCACUGUACAAAAGCUGCAAGCAGAGCUUAAAGAAGCUGCAGUUAAGCUUGAGAGUUUGUCUCAGGGUGAAUUGUUGCUCAAAGAGCAAAUGGAGUCAGUUGAAAGAAACCUUAACCAGGCAUUGAGUGAGAGAAAUUCACUCCAAGAUCAGCUGAGCACAUCAGAAGACAGCAGAGUGAAGCUGAAGGCGUUGUCAGAAAAGUUUGAGGAAACCGAGGGGCAGCUUAAAGCCCUCAAUGCCUCAAAAUUGAAGGAAGGUGAAGAUUUGCAGAGGAAGCUUGAGGAGAGCGCUUUACAGCUGGAAGCAAAAGAAACAGAAUUUCAGAAGCAGCUAAUUGUAAUUGGCAACCAGAUGGAGCAUUACUUUAAGGAGGUUCAGAUUAAGUUGGAGUGUGGCGCCAAUGAACUCUGUGAAAGAGUUGAAUGUAGGGUGAGAGAGCUGAGUGAAAGACUUUUGUGUAAUCAGAAAAGGAUAGGACAUCUUAAAAAUGUUAUCCUUAGUAAAGCAGACAGAAUUUGCACUUUAGAGGAGCAUCUUUUGCAGCGGCAGGAGGACAAUAAGAAUCUAUGCAGUUCAAUAGAGCAGAUGACUGCUCAGCUUACAGCUCAUAUAGAGCAUACUGAAGCCUUAACAAAUGAAAGGGACAGUCUUCAAAGAGAUACUGACACUAAUUCUCAAUCCAUCUCUGAGAAAGUCCUAAGAAUCAAACAGCUUAGUGAAGAAAACAAAACUAUCUCAGAAAGCCUUCAGACGAAUAUGUUGCAUAUUAAUGACCUGGAAAGCAUCAUCAAUGACUUGAAAACCCAGUUAGCAGGAAAGGUAGAGGAGAAGGAAGAAGCCAUAACUUUGUUGAACCAGCAGUAUAAGGAGGAGAAACAAAAUGUUGUUGCUCAAAUGGAGAAGACAAUUGAGAGACUGGAGCAAGAGAGAAAAUCUGCAGUGGAGCAGGCUGACAUACUCAGGAAAAGUCUGUCUGAGUUUGAGAAUAAGGCAGAGUCCAAGUUCACUCAGAACCAAAAUACUGUCAUCUCUCUGCAAACCAGGCUUGAAGACAUGGAGCGAGAAAUCUCAGAAAAGAACGAAACUUUGCAGAGGCUUACAGCCAGUAUCGACAAUCAGUCAAUCAGCAAGUCUGAGAUGGACCAGGCGCUGAGUGAGAAAGAGCAGAAAGUCAGUGCUCUUACCUUAAUGCUUGAGAGCUGCAAUGAUCGACUUGGUGAGCUUCAGGAUCGGUUGGCUUUAAAGACAAAAGAGUGUGAACAACUCACAGCUGACCUAAAACAGCAGCACACCAUCAGGGAGAAUGAGAAGAGAGAGUUCACUGAGCAGCUGCAGCAAACGCAGAAGCAGUACACUCAGAAUUAUAAUGUGGUUUGCGAGACCGAGGAAAAACUACACUCCCUGGAGAAAGAAAACCAAACUUGUAAAUUAGAGCUUAAAAGUCAAAAGGAGGAAUUUGAAAAGAUGAAAAAUGAAAUUCUAAAGAGCAAGGAGGAGAGUCUGAAGGCAACAGAGGAGAGGCUGUCAACAGAAAGCGCCAGGAAAGUAUCAGAAUUUAAAAAGAAAGCAGAGCAGAAACUGGUUCAGAUUAAAAAACAGCUUAUGUCACAGAUUGAGGAGAAAGAUCAGAUCAUCAAAGAUCGUCAGACUAGCUUGGAAGAACUCAAGGAUAGCGAAGAAUCCAAUAAACAUCACAUGGAAACCCUCGAAGAGAAAGGACGAGCACUUGAGGAUGCUGUUGCUAAACUCAAAGAGGAGCAGGAAAAACAUCUCGAACAGAUUCAGACCAGUGAGAAGCUUGAGAAAGAAAAGUGUUUGGAUGAAUUGAAAAACAUGUAUGAAGAAAAGCUAUCUUCACUUCAGAGAGAUAUAGGCCAGGUGUCUAAAGCAGAUGAAACUCUCGCAACAUUAGAGGAAGUUAGAGCAAGGCUAAAAGAAGCAGAAGAGCAGAAUGAAAACCUCUCCACCGAAAUUAGUCGUUUGAAAGAACAACUACUUGAGAGGGAUGCACAACUUGAUCAGCAACAGGGAGUAAGUUCAUGCUUGGAGAAACAGGGCCAGAUUCCACUUGAACUGGAGAAUGAGGUGAAUGUGGGACAGAGCAAUGUGGAGAAAACCAAGAGCACAUUGGGAACGGAGCAGGGGAACCAUUCUGUUUCUCAGGAAGAAGACGGUGCAUCUCCAGAGUUCUUGAGGAAGAAAUUGGUAGAGGUCGAGAAUGAAAAGCAGAAAAUCCAGAAAGACUUAACCCGUUUGCAGAAGGACAUCAGGUUGUUGAGAAAGGAGCAUGAGCAGGACCUAGACUAUACAAGGAAAGAGCUGGCAGAGGCAAAUGAGUCAAAGCUCAAACUCGAGCUGGAAGAUGUAGAAAUGAAGCACAAGUCUGAACUGAAGCAGUUAAUGAGGGAGUUCAACACACAAAUGGCUUUGAAAGAAAACGAGAUUGAUACGUCAGUGAAAGAGACCAUCGCGAAGGCCCAGAGCGUGGAAGCGGAGCUCAUCAGUGGCCAUCGGGAGGAAGUCAGUCAGCUGCAGAAGGUGAUUGUCCAGAAAGAGGAUGACUUGCAUAGAACUGUCCAGACGUACGAGCAGGUUUUACAGAGCCGGGAGGAGGAGAUGGGGGACAGAGUGUGGCAAGUCCAGAAAGAGCUAGAGGAGCUACAAACAAGAUGCCAUGAUAAUUCUACGAUGAGUGUUGAGGAAGUGCAGGCUCAACUCGCCGAGAAGACGACUCUGCUGAGCGAGGCGAGGCUGAAGGAGCAGGAGUUUGUUGACCGAAUCCACUCCCUUGAGGACAAGAUUAGAUUUUUCCAGAAGAACUCCGUUGUAACUCAUCUUGGGAGCCCGUACAAAGAUCCAGGAUACAACAGUGCGGACGCUCUGUCAGAACCAACCGAGUUUGAAUACCUGAGGAAGGUGUUGUUUGAGUACAUGAUGGGGCGGGAAACAAAGACGAUGGCCAAAGUUAUAACCUCCAUGCUCAAGUUCCCACCAGACCAAACGCAGAAGGUUCUGGACAAAGAGGACUCGAAAGCAGUUCCAUGGUUACGAUGAGUGUUUUAAUGGGUUGGGUACUCUGGGAGAGAAAUAUUCUGCUGCUGAAGGGAAAGACUGCUAUGGACUUGAUGGAGCCCUUCUCCUGUCUGCAUUUUCUUAGCAUAUAAUUUGUGUGUGUGCACUUAUUUGUGUGUCUGUGUGAGUGAGUUCAUAUGCUGUGUGUGUGUGUGUGUGUGUGUUAUCUAAGUGUCACUUAAAAGUAUGAGGGAAUUAAAAAAGAAAAGAAAAAAGAUAUCUUCUGCAAACUUAGUUUUACUUUAUAAUUAUGAUUGUUAAUUUAUAUAUUGUUUUUAGUUGAGGUUAAAUUGGUUCCUUUUUAUUUAGAUUUUAUGAAGAAUGGCUUGUGCAAUAAAUCAUACUAUAUAUUGAUGCUGAUGGUCAGUUGAUUUAUAGGUUAGUGUGUUGUGCUGUCUGCAUCACUUCCUGUGUAAAACUGUAAAUGACCCUUUAACUGUGGGCACCAUCUUUAAGAUAGUGGCUUCUAGGACCUUGUUUGUUUGUACCACAGCUUUUCUAUACUUUAUAUUAUGUGGGCACUGACAAAUAGAAACCCCAAAACACUGUAAAUUGUACUUUGUUAAUUAAAACUGUACCAUAGGGUGCAAUAUGACUGUUGCUAUACAUUUUAAAACAAACUAAUUAAAUCUUAUUU